UGCUUAAAGAGCCUCCUCCGCCUGCUUUCGCUUCAUUCUGCAGCCAUGGCUGGGGUGAGCAGGGCGCCCUCUCUGCCGGUCCUCUUCGGCCUGGAAGAAGAACUGACCUGCUCCAUCUGCCUCUGCCUCUUCGAGAGCCCUGUGACCACCCCCUGUGGCCACAACUUCUGCCUGCCCUGCUUGGAAAUGACCUGGGCCCCUGGGAAGGCCCCUGGCGAGAGUUUCAGCUGCCCUCAGUGCAGGACCCACUUCCACAGCCGCCCUGAGCUGAAGAAGAACACAGUCCUGUGCCGCGUGGUGGAGCAGUUCGAGAGGGAGCCCGCCAAGGAGGAGCCGGGCCCCAAAACUGUGGAGAAGAAGGCCCCCCAGGAGAGCCCUGUCCCCUGCGACAGCUGCCUCGGGGCCCAGGCAGCCCAGACCUGCCUCAGCUGCAUGGCCUCCUUCUGCCAGGAGCACCUGCGGCCCCACCUGGAGAGCCCGGCCUUCAAGGGUCACCACUUGGUGACCCCCGUGAGGGACCUCCACCACAAGAAGUGCCCCGACCACGGCAAGCUCCUCGAGUUCCACUGCCAGGACCAUGGCGGGUGCAUCUGCUGCUUCUGUUUGGUCACCCACAAGGCUUGCGACACCAUCCCCUUGGCCCAGGCCAAGGAGGAGAAAGAGAUGCAGCUUAAGAAACGAUUGACGGAACUAUAUACACUGAAUGAAAAGGCUUUGCAGUCCUUGGAUCAAGUACGGUCACAGCAGAAACAAACCAGUGAUACAGCCUCACGGAAGUUGGAUUUGCUGAAGUCCGAGUUCCAGGAAAUUAAAGCUUUAAUUCAAGAGGAGGAAGAAGAGUCUGUGAAGAAAGUACUCGCAGAGAAGCAAAGAGUCCUUGAUAAAUAUGAUUUUGUCUAUAAAGUCCUUGGUAAGAAGAAAAGUGAAAUCCAGGGAGAGAGAGACCAAAUUGAAAUGGCCUUGUCAGCUGGGGAUGACAUCGCUUUCUUGACGAAAGCAACAAAAUUGCGGCCGAUGCAGAUCAAAGAUGUAUUCAUUCCCAAAAUAGAGUUGGAUCAAAAGGUGAUACAUGCUGUUUAUCAAAAGUCUUUUGGCUUGAAAGAAAAUGUGAAACAAUAUUUGACUCAGCCCGAAGAGAAGAAAACAGAAGGAAGCUCACAGCCAAAGCCUUUGCAGCAUGGAAAAAAGAACCCAGGAUCAAAUGCCUCAAAACAAGACAGUAUUCCAUUGAAGACUUCAGUGGAGAUGGCUUCCAAGGAGGCAAAUGCUGCAUCUUCUACUGCUGCUGCUUCUAAUACUGCUGAAACCAAACAGAGAAGAAGACCUGCUAAGCGUGCACAAAGUCCCAACCAGAGAGCACGGAGUUCUAGCAGGACAGUGCUGGGGAUUCAGUCGGUGACUCCUGAAACCUUCGUAGGUAAAUCAAGAGAGGAGCUUUUGGAAUUUGCUGCAACAUUCUGUCUGGAUUUCAACACGGCCCAUAAGAAAGUGGUCUUAUCAGAGAAAAACACCAAAAUGUCUGUAUCAGAAAUCCCCCAGAAUUACAGCCACCACCCUCAGCGAUUCAGCUACUGCUCCCAAGUGCUGGGCUUCCAGUGUUUCAAGAGGGGCAUCCAUUACUGGGAAGUAGAGAUGGAGCACAACAACUUCUGUGGCAUUGGCAUCUGCUAUGGGACCAUGCCCAGACAAGGAGCUGAAAGCCGCCUAGGGCGCAAUAGCAGCUCAUGGUGCAUCGAGUGGUUCAAUGCCCGGAUCUCCGCCUGGCACAAUGACAUUGAAAAGUGCCUGCCCAACACCAAGGUGCAGAAGAUUGGUGUCCUCUUAAAUUAUGAGGGUGGCUUUGUUAUUUUCUUUGGUGUUGCUGAGAAAAUGAUCCUCCUCUAUAAGUUCCGGGCACAGUUCACAGAAGCCCUCUACCCAGCCUUCUGGGUCUUCUCCAGUGGAACUACUAUUUCUAUCUGCCAGUUGAAGUGAAAGACCAGGUAUCCCUCUUUUCCCAGCUAUAUAGGGUAUCCUUACACUAAUGCACCCUGUCUGUACUAGAGCCCAGCUUUUGUAUGACUUCCUUAAUUAAUGCCAAGCAAAGCUAUAUUUCCUGAGGUUCUGUGCUUGCUUUUUGAAAGCCAAGGCUAUCAAAUCAAGCUCAUAGUCCCCCAAGAAUAGCACUCAGCCAACCUCUCUGACUUGACCUUGGAUAACUUGGACUUCAAGCAAAUCACUUGUGAAAUACUUUUGUGGGCAUAUGGUUUACUGUGUCAUUUGUCACCCGUAAGAAAGGGCCAGUGGAAGCAUGUCAGAGCAAACAAUUAUUCUGUUUCUGCUUUAAGGCAUAAUUAGAAGCACAGGGUAAUGGUGUCUGUCUCUUUUGCAUAGUCUGCACUGUUCACUGUUCUUUGAACCUGCAAGUGCAGGUGUAAAAGUAAGGGGUUCGUGUGGGUCAGACAUGCGGUCAUUCACUUACCCUCUUUCACUUGCAUGGAUCAAUCUUCUGAACACUUUAUUUUAAACUGUUCUGAUGCUUAUGUAGUGAAGUAGAAGGAAGUCAUGAUCGAUGAAAGUUGUGGGACUCUGUUUGUACUAAACAAUGUAAACAUAGUUGUAAUUCUACUGCAGAAGAACACAAUUUACAGUAUCCCUGUGCCUUUGUUGUCUAGGCUGUGCCACUGACAGCUCUUUCCACAGAGAAAUUGAUAACUGGCAAGUGUAUCCAUAUGGAAGAGAGGGCAGAAAAUCUUGGCAGCAUGAGUUAAGUAAUGGGACACUUUCAAAGUAACACUUUGAAUUCUGAAGCCUCCCUUGAAUUCCUGUGGUGUUACAAAGUCCCCAGCUGUUUUUCAGAUGCUUUGAAAGUUUUUUCCUCUUUAGCAUCUGAAGAGAUAGAUAAAUCCCUGUAUGCUGUGUGAUAAGUCUCCUCAUAGCUUAAUCUAGUGCUUCAUAGUUCUGCAGACUGAAGAAGCUGGAGCUAUUGAGGGCUUUGAAUAAUUGACAUGCACAGACAGGGAGUCUGAUGUGGAUGUGUAUUUUAUAUAUUAAAACACACCAUCAUCAUCUUGGCCAUUUUAAGUAUACUUCUCUACUUGGGAGGAACACUUUGUUCUACUAGUAUUUGAAGAAUUUUGAAGAACACGGUGCCUCUGCAGUGGUCAUCUGAAUAGUUUCAAUGCCAGGAAGAUAGAGUGAGUGGGAAUGUGUAAAGUUAGUCUUGAAUCAUAAAAGUUCAGGUCAAGGUUGGAGCUCUGCUUUACUCAUCCUUGUUGGAAGUGGUUUAGAUCCCUCUCGUUUGCUGCAUGCAGGUCUCUAAGUCUUCAGCAACAUUUGGCUUAGAGUAGAUACUUACACUUGAGUGUGAAAAGCCUGCAAGUGUCACAAAGUUAAUCAUGUUUCUAAGCUAUUCUUCCCAGUUGGCAUUUUAGCCUUUAACAUGAGAACUGUCUUUUUAUCAUUAAAAUACUGGACACCCAUCUGAAAAGGAGUGAAGGAAGCUGAUGGAUUACAGACUCUUAAGACGAUUUUCUUUUAGCCUUCUUGGAAGUGAGGUUUCCCCCCCACUUUGGAAGUGAUACAGCGUAUGAUUCCAAUAACUGAAAACAACUUUAUUGUUUUCUUAAGGCAGAGAAGUAACACAUUAGAAACAUUGCCAAUUGGUUUGCCUUGGACUUUGCACUAGUAGGAAUGAGCACUGUCUUCUCUUUCUUGGAUCAGAAUAUAGAUAAAAUAUGUUUGACCCAAAUGUGCUCACCUUUUCAGGAAUCUUUCAGGAAUCAUGACCUAGUAUGUUGGUCUUUUUAAAUAUUUAGAGAUGAGAGGAUUAUUGAGAUGGAGAUCAAGUAGGUUCCUUCCUAAUAUAGCAAACCUGUCCUUGGUGUUCAGAAGCUGCAGGGUCCUAUUGCCUCUGUGAUGAAUCGUGUGAUAUUUCUUACAAGAUUUAAGGAUUUCCUUUCAUGAAGAAGGGAAUCUUAUUCUCUGUGACUUGUUAAGGCUUGCUGGCUCUUUUAUGGAGCUGCUCUUUGACCACUUUUGCCCUGAAGGAAGCCUCUUGAAACUUUCUUCCUGCAAAAGAUCAUUGAGAUUUAGGCACACUUGUCUGUGUGUUUAAAAAAAAAAUUCAGAAGACCCAAAGCACAUUGAUCUGACUUCUUUUACCCAAAGUUUGUUGGAUCUGGGAUAUGCUCACUGAGGUGACUUAGCAAGCAUCCAUGAGUCCUUGUGCUGUGGAUGUGAUAGAUCUUUCUAACCAGUUAUACUCUUACAGUUAUACAGAACUAGAUCUCAUAAGAAAAAAAUAACCUCAGUUUAUCUCAUGGCAGGGCAUGGUUUUGAAAUAAUUGGCCAUAGGGAUAGUUGACUCACAAGAUAAAACAUAUUGGUUUCAUCAAAAGGGAGCCAAACUGUGUCUUCUGGGACUUUUUUCUGACUAGGUGAAACUUUUUGUUUAAAAAGUAAUGUUAUCUGAUGUAUCCAUAUUUGGAUGGAUACAGGGUUAACACUGUUAUGAUGUAGAAGAUUAACACAUUUUUGCAGGUUUUUCUGCAUACAGAAUGGGUUGAAAGCGAUCUCAGGGUUACCAAUACUGUUGGUGUAAAUGGUUUCAGCACAUAGGGAUGUUUGAACUGCAACACAACACUAAACAAUGAAAACUUAAAGGCCUAGGUGCUUCACUGUGUAAUUUUCAAAAUGAUGUUUAACUACAGAAUGUCUAGCAAUUGAAAAGUAUGUAUGUCUACAGAAUAUCUGGCAAAGAUUGUGAAUGAUAACAUUGAUCCGUUGGUGGUUUUAAGAAAUUCAGAUUAUAGGUAAAUAACAAAAAAUGACUUUUAUUGUUGUUAAGGGUUUUUUCUCCAUUUCAAUCCUGGAUUUUGCCAACUCUGAUUGUGACAGAUGUAAUGUACCUGAGGCCAUCAGGCCAUGCAGUGCAUCCGACCUCAUUCAUUAAAAGUUCAAUAAAUUCUGAUUGUUAUCGUU
This is a messenger RNA of Anolis carolinensis (green anole), 4962 nucleotides long. Its product is annotated as E3 ubiquitin/ISG15 ligase TRIM25. The transcript is spliced from 9 exons. The record is from RefSeq and is a predicted model, not a curated record. Lineage: Eukaryota; Metazoa; Chordata; Lepidosauria; Squamata; Anolidae. Bases 46 to 1974 code for a protein of 642 amino acids. Gene Ontology annotation, molecular function: protein binding.